Sorex fumeus (smoky shrew) is the source of this 6688-nucleotide messenger RNA. RefSeq names its product mediator complex subunit 12L (gene MED12L). The record is from RefSeq and is a predicted model, not a curated record. Gene Ontology annotation, molecular function: beta-catenin binding; transcription coactivator activity. The transcript has 44 exons. Bases 103 to 6591 code for a protein of 2162 amino acids. Gene Ontology annotation, biological process: regulation of transcription by RNA polymerase II. Gene Ontology annotation, cellular component: mediator complex. Lineage: Eukaryota; Metazoa; Chordata; Mammalia; Eulipotyphla; Soricidae.
GGCGCGGGGAGGGACGCCGUGUGCCAAGUGCUGCUCCCUGGCGCUCGGAGGCGGCGGCUCGGGCGCGGAGGCUCAUUCAUUCCGCGGGGAACAUGCGAGAUCAUGGCCGCCUUCGGGCUCCUGAGCUAUGAGCGGCGACCGCUGAAGCGCCCGCGCCUCGGGCCGCCCGACGUCUACCCGCAGGACCCCAAGCAGAAGGAGGAUGAACUGACGGCUGUGAACGUGAAGCAGGGUUUCAACAACCAGCCUGCCUUCACGGGAGACGAGCACGGCUCGGCCAGGAACAUCGUCAUCAACCCAUCCAAGAUUGGAGCUUAUUUUAGCAGCAUUUUAGCCGAGAAACUAAAGCUGAACACUUUCCAGGACACCGGAAGGAAGAAACCCCAAGUUAAUGCGAAAGACAAUUACUGGCUGGUCACUGCCCGCUCUCAGAGUGCCAUCCAUAGCUGGUUCUCUGACUUAGCAGGAAACAAGCCGCUCGUGAUUCUGGCAAAAAAGGUUCCCAUCCUGAGCAAAAAGGAAGAUGUGUUCGUGUACUUGGCCAGGUACUCGGUGCCCGUGGUGCGGGCCACGUGGCUGAUCAAGAUGACCUGCGCCUACUACUCAGCCGUCUCCGAGGCCAAGCUCAAGAAGCGGCAGGCCAUCGACCCCAACCUGGAGUGGACCCAGAUCUCGACCAGGUACCUCCGGGAGCAGCUGGCCAAGAUCUCCGACUUCUUCCACCGGGCGUCGAGCGCGGGCGAGAGCCCCGGGCCGGUGCCGCUGGACGUAGAGCAGGCGCUGACGCAGUGGGAGUACAGCGAGAAGCUGGUCUUCCACAUGUUCCAGGAGGGGCUUUUGGAGAAGCACGAGUACCUCACGUGGAUUCUGGACAUGCUGGAGAAGACCAGGCCGACGGACGAGGAUCUCCUCAAGCUCCUGCUGCCCCUGAUGCUGCAGUACUCGGAUGAGUUCGUGCAGUCGGCCUACCUGUCCCGCCGGCUGGCCUACUUCUGCACCCGGCGCCUGGCCCUCCUGCUCGGCGACAGCCCUGGCCUCCUGUCGGCCCCCGCGCCCCAUGUGCUCCUCGGGGCCCCCAGCACCAGCCUGGGUGCCCCCAGCCCUGGCGGCCCCGGGCCCUGCGUGAGCCCCGCCCAGCUGGCCUUCUCGGACUUCCUGGCCUGCGCGCAGCACGGGCCCCUGGUGCACGGGCUCAGCUGCGUGCUGCAGACGGUCACCCUCUGCUGCCCAAGUGCCUUGGUGUGGAACUACUCCACGAGUGACAGCAAGAGCGCCAGCCCCGGAUCCCCGCUGGACCUGCUGCAGGUGGCCCCGUCCAGCCUGCCCAUGCCUGGCGGGAACUCGCCCUUCAACCAGCAGGUCCGGGCCAGGAUCUAUGAGGUGGAGCAGCAGAUCAAGCAGAGAGGCCGCGCCGUGGAGGUCCGGUGGUCUUUCGACAAGUGCCAGGAGUCGACAGCAGGGGUGACCAUCAGUCGAGUCUUGCACACUUUGGAUGUCCUGGACCGGCACUGUUUUGACCGAACGGACUCCAGCAACUCCAUGGAGACACUUUAUCAUAAGAUUUUCUGGGCAAACCAAAACAAAGAUAACCAGGAGGUGGCCCCCAACGACGAGGCGGUGGUGACGCUGCUGUGCGAGUGGGCCGUGAGCUGCAAGCGCUCGGGCAAGCACCGGGCCAUGGCGGUGGCCAGGCUGCUGGAGAAGCGGCAGGCGGAGAUCGAGGCCGAGAGAUGCGGUGAGUCCGAGGUCUUAGACGAGAAGGAGUCCAUCUCUUCAGCCUCGCUCACUGGAUCGAGUCUGCCCGUUUUCCAGAAUGUUCUACUGAGGUUUCUAGAUACGCAGGCCCCCUCACUGUCGGACCCCGACAGCGAGUGUGAGAAGGUGGAGUUUGUGAACCUGGUGCUGCUCUUCUGUGAGUUCAUCCGCCACGACGUCUUCUCACACGACGCCUACAUGUGCACCCUCAUCUCCCGGGGGGACCUGUCCGUCACUGCCUCCACGCGGCCCAGGUCACCGGCCGGAGACCACGCGGACGAGCAUUACCCUAAGGACCAUGAGGUGAAAAUGGAGGAGCCGGCCAUCAUGGCGCACAUGGGCCUGGACUCGGGCGCCGCCAGCGUCUUUGAGGAAGUGGACAAGGGCGACUUCAAAGCGGACUUUGGCUCGGAGUUUCCAAUGUUCUCUCCCAUGGCCGGAGAGCCCUGUGAGACGGUCAGCCCUGCCCUGGGCCGGCGGGUGUCGGUGAACGGGGAGAAGCUGCUGAAGCGGGAGAAGCCGCGGGAGCUGAUCUUCCCGUCCAACUACGACCUCCUGCGGCACCUGCAGUAUGCCACGCACUUCCCCAUCCCGCUGGACGAAUCUUCGAGCCACGAGUGCAACCAGCGCACCAUCCUCCUGUACGGCGUGGGCAAGGAGCGAGAGCAGGCGCGGCAGCAGCUGAAGAAGAUCACCAAAGAUAUCCUGAAGAUCCUGAACAAGAAGAGCAGCCCUGAGGCGGGGGGAGACGAGGGCCAGAGGUCCAGGAGGAGCAAGCAGGAGGUGUUCCCCUCCCUGGAGGCAGUGUUCACCAAGCUGCAGCUCCUGUCCUACUUCGAUCAGCACCAGGUCACCUCCCAGAUAUCGAACAACGUGUUGGAGCAGAUCACAAGCUUUGCGUCGGGCACGUCCUACCACCUGCCCCUGGCCCACCACGUCCAGCUCAUCUUCGACCUCAUGGAGCCGGCGCUGAACAUCGGUGGCCUCAUCGACUUUGCCAUCCAGCUGCUCAACGAGCUGAGCGUGGUGGAAGCGGAACUACUCCUCAAGUCCUCCAGCCUGGCCGGCAGCUACACCACGGGGCUGUGCGUCUGCAUCGUGGCCGUGCUCCGGCGCUACCACAGCUGUCUGAUCCUGAAUCCCGAGCAGACGGCCCAGGUGUUUGAAGGGCUGUGUGGUGUGGUGAAGCACGUCGUGAACCCCUCAGAAUGCUCUUCCCCCGAAAGAUGCAUCUUAGCCUACCUCUAUGACCUGUACGUGUCCUGUAGCCACCUCAGAAGUAAAUUUGGAGACCUCUUCAGUAGUGCCUGUUCCAAAGUAAAGCAGACCAUAUAUAACAAUGUGAUGCCUGCGAAUUCUAAUUUGCGAUGGGAUCCAGACUUCAUGAUGGAUUUUAUUGAGAACCCGUCGGCCCGGAGCAUCAACUACUCAGUCCUGGGCAAGAUCCUUAGUGACAAUGCAGCCAACCGCUACAGCUUCGUCUGCAACACGCUCAUGAAUGUAUGUAUGGGCCAUCAGGACGCCGGAAGGAUCAACGACAUAGCCAAUUUCUCGUCCGAGCUGACGGCCUGCUGCACUGUGCUUAGUUCCGAGUGGCUGGGCGUGCUCAAGGCCCUGUGCUGUUCCUCCAAUCAUGUGUGGGGGUUUAACGAUGUGCUUUGCACUGUGGAUGUGAGUGACCUUUCAUUCCAUGAUUCAUUAGCUACUUUCAUUGCUAUUCUGAUAGCACGACAGUGUUUCUCCCUGGAGGACGUCGUGCAGCACGUGGCUCUGCCUUCGCUCCUAGCCGCAGCUUGUGGAGACGCAGAUGCCGAGCCCGGGGCGAGGAUGACCUGCCGCCUCCUGCUCCAUCUCUUCCACGCUCCCCAGGCCUGCUUGUUGCAUCAAGCCACGGGCAAACCCUUCCCGGGCAUUAGAUCUUCCUGCGACAGACACCUCCUGGCCGCAGCUCACAACGGCAUUGAAGUGGGGGCCGUCUUCGCUGUCCUAAAGGCCAUCAUGAUGCUGGGAGACGCCAAGAUUGGCAGCAACAACGCUUUGAAGAGCGACGACUUCCCGGUGCGGGGCUUGAGGCGGGACGGGAAUGCCGAGGAGCUGUGGGCCGCCUCGCAGGGGGCCAAGGCCUGCGGGAAGGGCGUCUCCAUCGAAACGGCCAACCUGAGGGAGUACGCCCGCUACGUGCUCAGGACCAUCUGCCAGCAGGAGUGGGUGGGCGAGCACUGCCUCCGCGAGCCCGAGCGACUGUGCACGGACAAGGAGCUGAUCCUGGACCCGGUGCUGUCCAACAUGCAAGCCCAGAAGCUGCUGCAGCUCAUCUGCUACCCGCACGGCAUCAAGGAGUGCGCGGAGGGCGACAACGUGCAGAGGCAGCACAUCAAGCGCAUCCUGCAGAAUCUGGAGCAGUGGACGCUCAGGCAGUCCUGGCUGGAGCUGCAGCUGAUGAUCAAGCAAUGUCUGAAGGAGCCUGGCUCGGGCUCCGUGGCCGAAAUGAACAACCUCCUGGACAAUAUCGCCAAGGCCACGAUCGAGGUGUUCCAGCAGUCGGCCGACCUGAAUGCUUCCGGGUCGGGCCUGGGCCUCUUCAACCCCGGCGGCCUCGGGGGCACUGACACGAGCAACACGAGACCCAACGGAAUCAAGACGUUCCUGAGUUCCUCUGAACGCAGGGGCGUGUGGCUCGUCGCCCCCCUCAUCGCCCGGCUGCCCACCUCCGUGCAGGGCCGCGUGCUGAAGGCCGCGGGGGAGGAGCUGGAGAAGGGGCAGCACCUGGGGUCCUCGUCCAAGAAGGAGCGGGACCGGCAGAAGCAGAAGAGCAUGUCCCUCCUGAGCCAGCAGCCUUUCCUCUCCUUGGUCCUGACCUGCCUCAAGGGGCAAGACGAACAGCGGGAGGGUCUCCUGACGUCUCUGCAGAACCAGGUCAACCAGAUUUUGAGUAACUGGCGAGAAGAGCGGUACCAGGACGACACCAAAGCCCGGCAGAUGAUGCACGAGGCACUGCAGCUACGCCUGAAUUUGGUGGGAGGGAUGUUCGAUACCGUCCAGAGGAGUAGCCAGUGGACCACGGACUGGGCGCUGCUGCUGCUGCAGAUCGUCACGUCUGGCACCGUGGACAUGCACACCAACAACGAGCUCUUCACCACGGUGCUGGACAUGCUGGGCGUCCUCAUCAACGGCACCCUGGCCUCCGACCUCCCCAGCGCCUCCCCCGGGGGCUCCGAGGAGAACAAGCGCGCCUACAUGAACCUCGUCAAGAAGCUCAAGAAGGAGCUGGGGGAUAAGCGCUCAGAGAGCAUCGACAAGGUGCGCCAGCUGCUGCCGCUGCCCAAGCAGACAUGUGACAUCAUCACGUGUGAGCCCAUGGGCUCCCUGAUCGACACCAAGGGGAACAAGAUUGCUGGGUUCGACUCCAUCGAUAAGAAACAGGGCCUGCAGGUGUCGUCGAAGCAGAAGGUGUCGCCGUGGGACCUUUUCGAGGGCCAGAAGAACCCCGCGCUGUCCUGGGCCUGGUUCGGCACGGUGCGCGUGGAGCGGAAGGUGGUGCGGUUCGAAGAGCAACACCACCUGCUGCUCUACCACACGCACCCGCCGCCCAAGCCCCGCAGCUACUACCUCGAGCCCCCGCCGCUGCCCCCCGAGGACGACGACGAGGACCCCGUGUCGCCCGUGUCCCAGGAGCCCGAGCGCAAGUCGGCCGAGCUCUCGGACCCGGGCCGGGCAGCCGCCGACGAGGAGAAGAAGACCAAGGGCAGGAAGCGCAAGGCCAAGUCGGGCCCCCGGGGAGACGAGUACGCGCAGAGCAGCUUGUACCGCGUGCCCCCCAGCUACACGCCCGUCUCCUCGCAGAUGGUGCCGCACCCGCCGUCGGCCCUGUGGGGCUACAACCUCAUGGGGCAGCCGUCGCAGCCCGGCUUCUUCCUGCAGAGCCCGACCCUGAACGCAGGUGGCGCCCGGCUGGACCCCGCGGGCUCCUUCGUGCCCAGCAACACCAAGCAGGCGCUGUCCAACAUGCUGCAGCGGCGCUCGGGGGCCGGGCUGCAGCCCCCCGCCCUGCACGCGCUCGCCUCGCAGCAGCAGCUGCUGCACAUGAAGCUCCUGCAGCAGCAGCGGCUCCUCCGGCAGGCGCAGGCGCGGCCCUUCCCGCAGGCCCAGCCGGGGGACCAGACUGCUCUCUUUGCCGCGCAGGCCCGGCCCUCCCCUCAGCCCCCCCAGUACCCUGGGCUGCAGCAGUCGCAGACGGUGCCCCAGGGCUAUACCAUGUACGGAACGCAGAUGCCGCUGCAGCCCACCCCGCCGCUGCCGGCCGGGAGCGUCGUCCUGUCUCCGGGCUACGGCUGCAGACCCUACCCGGCCGCACACUCGGGCCCUGCACUCCUGGAGCGGUUCCGCCACAUGCGGCAGCCCAGCGGCUACGCGCCACAGCACGCCUCGCCCUACCUGCAGCCUGUGCCCGGCUCCCAGAGACUGAACCACCAGUCCCUGCAGCAGAGCCCAUUGCUGGACGCGGGCAUGGAGCCCGGGCUGCCUGCUGCGCACCCCAGCCUGCCCCCCGGCCCCCUGCCUCAGGACCCCAUGCGGCCUCGGCAGCCACAGGUGCGACCCCAGCCGAGGCUCCUCCAGAUGCAGCAGGCCGCGCCGCUCCCCCAGGCGCCCACACAGCCCCAGAGCCAGUCACUCGGGCUCCAGUCGAUGCCCUCCCAGCAGCCUUUGUUCCCCCGGCAGGACCUGCAGCAGACGCAGCAGCAGCAGCAGACGGCAGCCCUGGUGCGCCAGCUCCAGAAACAGCUCUCGAGCAACCAGCAAGGAGUGACCCCCUACGGGCACCCAUCACACUUCUGAACCCGGAGGAACGAGGACGAGUCACGGCGCGUGUGUUUGCACUGAAAACUAGAAAAGCCACGACCAGGCAUCCGUCACCCUGCAGACUGGCCCUGUG